GUUGGCCUGAUACUUGCAACCAGCUUCACUGAAGAAUGGGCUCGGAAGAGUAGAGAGUUGUUCUUUUUUGACUCUCAGGCAAGUCUGGGAAUGCUUUCAGUUUUUGGCUACAUGCUUUUCCUGUUCUACACAGGGGUGAAAACAGACGUGAGUGUGAUUCCCAGGACCAAAAUAUUAAGUGAUCUCAAGAUUCUGAAUUCGGAGCUAGGUAGAUUAAGCCAGUCCACAGCUUUGGUUACUGAGCUCUUCAAUGUGGUCUUCACAUCAAACCUUAGUAUCUCCAAAAUUUUGUCCAGUGAUCCAGAAAAAGCCUGGUUUUGCCUCAUAGUUUUCAUUUUGUUUCUGCUAAUUGUUAUGUUCGUAUAUCGCCCAGCCAUGUUUUGGAUCAUAAAACAGACCCCAGAGGGUUCUCCUGUUAGUGAUCACUAUGUGUAUUUCAUACUCAUAAUGGCUUUUAUGGCUUCCUAUAUCACACAUCGCAUUGGAUUUUUGGCUCUCUUUGGCCCUUUUGCAUUGGGCAUGGCUACCCCAGAAGGGCCUCCAUUAGGCACUGCAGUUAUAAAAAAGAUUGACACUUUUGUUAACUGGAUGUUCAUGCCUCUCUUUGUGACCACAUGUGUGAUGAGGGUGGACCUCAGAGACUUCAUGAAAUGGAGAGACGAAGUGAGUGGAGGAAUUGACCAGUUCAUGUUGCAAGCCCUGAUUAUCAUUGCAGUAACUAGCACUGUCAAAUUUGUUGUAUGCAUGCUUCUUCCUUUGUACCACAACGUGCCCUUCAGUGACUCAGUUUCUCUCUCUUUGGUCUUGAAUUGCAAGGGCGUAGUUGAAUUGGCUGGAUUCUCUAUAAUCAGAGAUCUCAUGGGCAUGCCAGACAACGUGUUGGCAUUGGUGAUAGUGAGCAUAAUUCUGAGUGCUACAGUGGGGCCAUUUCUUCUGGCAUAUCUCUACGACCCCAUGAAGAAAUAUGCAGGAAACUACACCAAGCGAAACAUCUUUGACCUCAAAAACAACUCCGAGCUUCGAGUUCUCACAUGCAUCCACAGACCCGACAACAUUCCUCCGACCAUCAACCUUCUCGAAGCCACCUUCCCCACCAAAGACAACCCUCUCUGUGUCUACGCCCUCCAGCUCAUAGAACUCAUCGGAAGAGCAGCUCCUGUCUUCAUCUCUCACCAACUCCAAUCAAAGAAAAAACACGACUCAAACGCUUCCAUGGCAGACAAACUCAUCGAUGCGUUCCAAAACUUCGAGCACGAGUUCAAGGAUGGCACUGGUGGUGAACACCUCACACCAUCUCACCAACUGAGUUCAUGUUGUUUCACCUCCCUCAUUGUUCUUCCCUUUCAUAAAAAGUGGUCUUCUGAUGGCAACAGCAUUGAGAUAGAAGAUGAGUCUCUGAGAGAGUUGAACUUCGUGUCAUGCGGAGAGCUCCCUGGGAAAGAUGAUAGAGAAGCACUUUACUUUGCUAAGAGGAUGACUAAGAAUCCGCAUGUCAGACUCACUGUGGUCAGGUUUUUGGCUAGGAAUAAUUAUUCGGAGGUAACGGAUUUGCAGGAACUGCUUGACACUGAGAUUCUGAAUGAUAUCAGGAUUAACGGGAAGGUGGGUGAGACUAAUGUGAAUUACAUAGAGAAGAUUGUGCAGGAUGGACCUGAGACGGCUUUGGUGAUUCGGAAGUUGGGGAAGGAGUAUGAUUUGAUCAUUGUUGGAAGACAAGCUGGGAUUGAAACUCCUCAAACAUCUGGGUUGUUGCAGUGGAGUGAGUAUCCAGAACUUGGGGUGCUUGGAGAUUUUGUGGCUUCAACUGAUGCUGCUGGCAAGGCUACUGUGUUUGUGAUGCAGCAACAAAGAAGAGAAAGUGAUGCUUAAAGGCCAAAUUUGGUUUUCGUUUGCUGUGGAUGGAACUUUUUGUUGCUGAAAAGAUUAGUCUUGAAGUUCAUGCAUGACUAAUUUUUUUCAAGUGUAAUUUUGUCAAA
Messenger RNA from Vigna umbellata (rice bean), 1976 nucleotides. The record is from RefSeq and is a predicted model, not a curated record. Lineage: Eukaryota; Viridiplantae; Streptophyta; Magnoliopsida; Fabales; Fabaceae.